AUGGAUAAUGACGAACUACCACGAUCGACUGUUAUUCAGGACGACAACCCCAAACCUGUUCGUAGGGCAAAACUCUCUCCUUCAAAACCUUCAAGAAAAGCUACUAAGAAAAAGAAAAAGCAAAAUUUACGUCUUUCCAUCCGCAAUGAGUCUACGCAAAAUGAUUUGCAGCUGAAUUCGGCCAAAUCCAUGCUAAGCUCAAGCUUGACGACAAAGCGUGGCCCAGAUGACGAAAGUCUCAUGCCUCCGGCAAACAAGCCCAAACUAGAUUCAGCUCAAGACACUAACUUGCCUGAAAUCCGUGGUUUGCCCACUAAGUCCAAGUAUGGAUGGACCGAAGUUGACUACAAGAGCUUGCCUGCAACUAUGGAUUACUCCGGGAAAUAUGAUCCCUUUUUGGAGCUGGCAGAGCUUUGGUCUGCACCUAAUCUUCAUCGAACAUCCAUCUCUAUGAUCAAUGGUGAUGGAUCGGUGAACAAAGAUUUGUCGGUUUCGAUGAUACUCCCGAAAUUGGUGGCCUUGCCUCCAACCAUCACCCUGUUUUGGGAAAAUAACGAGAUAUACAUUGCGAAAUUUGGUCACUCGACGCCCAUUGGCGAAGUAGAAGCAGAAGUUCUGACAGCAAUGAGGAGAAUUACCGCUAAGUAUCUGCAGGCCACGUCGACGCGGCUGCAGGGAUCUGAGAGAGACUAUGUUGCCCUUUUCAUCCCAGACAUUGAACUGACUGAAUUGGAGAAAUGGGCCGAUGAAUACGAUGCAGUCGAGCAGGCUAUCGAUGUGUAUGCCAGAGAUCCAGUUUCAUCACCGAUUGGGAUCCUUCGAGAUGGGGCUCAAUACAGCGAACCGCGUAUAUUCCACGAAUGGGUUGUUUCGCCUAAGCCAAAGGGAGCGUCUCACAUUGAGAUCGCCUGCGAGCAGCUACCCAAGCGCCGCAACUACCUUCAUCCUCCCCCUCCAGAUAAUACACGCUGUGCUUUGAAGAAAUACACCAUACCUGCUUCUAGCUGUACUGUGGACAAGCUGCCCGCAGCUCAAGCAAUCUUCGGCCGGUUUAUCUCGCCUAUUUUGGACCGGAUUCAAGCCACCAUGGUAGCCGAGAAGCUGAAUAACACUUUUCUCAAGACGGUGGGAAUUCAAAACUUGGCCCAUGUCAUCACAGCCAUCACGGCUCCGAACGCACUGGCUGAAACUGACUAUCAGAAGUAUGAAUUUUAUGGAGAUUCUGUUUUGAAGUUCACCGUUGCCUGUCAACAAUUCCUUCAGCGAACAACAUGGACUGAGGGUGAGCUUUCCGCUAGUCGGGAUGCUAUUGUCAACAAUAAGCGACUCGCCUAUGCUGCCAUCCAUGCUGGCCUGUAUAAGUUUAUUUUGACAGAUCGCUUCACUCCCAAAAAGUGGGAGGCCCCUCGCAUUUCGAUGAAAUUGGCCGCCCCGCCCAAGACGGAAACCCAGUCCCGUAAAGUAAUGGCAGACGCGGUCGAGUCCUUGAUUGGUGCGGCCUUGCUUGAUGGUGGAAUGUUGAAAGCGCAGGCCUGUCUCAAAUGCUUCUUACCAGAUGUCGAAAUCCUGACUGACAGCUUCCCGACUUUGACACCAAGUGGUCGAUUCAUCGAACCGGUUUUGACCGAUCUUAUUGGAUAUGAUUUCCUCGAUGGUUCUAUGCUACUAGAAGCACUCACCCACUCUUCCUUGAAGCACAUCAGCCCAUCAUAUGAAAGACUCGAAUGGCUUGGUGAUGCGGUUCUCGACACAGUGGUGGUGGAUAUAUUCCGUGAUCGCUCCGAGGAUCUCUCUCAAGGUUAUAUGACGAUGCUCAAGCAUGCCGUAGUCAAUGCCAACCUCCUUGGCUUUUGCUGCAUGGAUUUUGGAUUUGACGAAACCGUGAACGAGGAAAGCAGACAUAAUUUAACUCGAUACUUCCGCUACACAGGGUCGCACAUCGGACUUUCGAUCAAGUCUUGCUGGAAAAGACACAAUGAGCUGCGCAAAGAAAUCAGAGCAGAAAUGGAGAAUUCCAAUACGUAUCCCUGGGAUCUUCUCGCACGUUUACACUGCGAUAAGAUUUUUUCUGAUAUCACCGAGAGCACUCUGGGUGCGAUCUUCGUUGACUCGGGAGGUAACAUCGAGACUUGUCGGGCUUUCUUGGAGAAACUUGGGCUACUCUCUUAUUUGCGCCACAUUCUGUCAGACCAAGUGUCUGUAGAACAUCCUCGCAAUAGAUCGCAGGCAAUUUUCAAGCAUGCUGGCACUUUGAUUUUCAAGCACCAGCGAGUGCCUAAAAUGAUAGGAAAACGGGCAGAUCCCAACGAAGCCACUUACCAGUCUACAGCAAUCAUCAACGGUCAACAUUUAGGAGAAGUGGCCGGGUGCAUCUCCGCCGAGGAGGCCGAUAUUCAACUUGCUGGAACAAUUCUUCAAAAGGUUGAGAAAGGAUGUUAUGACGAUAUCUUGGGCAAGUAA
Molecule: messenger RNA, 2460 nt
Organism: Penicillium taxi
Lineage: Eukaryota; Fungi; Ascomycota; Eurotiomycetes; Eurotiales; Aspergillaceae
Product: putative RNA helicase/RNAse III
Exons: 1
Coding region: 1-2460 (819 amino acids)
Biological process (GO): siRNA processing
Cellular component (GO): RISC complex; nucleus; cytoplasm
Molecular function (GO): RNA binding; ribonuclease III activity
Source: RefSeq, a predicted model, not a curated record